Messenger RNA from Hypanus sabinus (Atlantic stingray), 3335 nucleotides. Its product is annotated as coagulation factor XIII A chain-like. Gene Ontology annotation, biological process: blood coagulation, fibrin clot formation; peptide cross-linking. Lineage: Eukaryota; Metazoa; Chordata; Chondrichthyes; Myliobatiformes; Dasyatidae. The record is from RefSeq and is a predicted model, not a curated record. Gene Ontology annotation, molecular function: protein-glutamine gamma-glutamyltransferase activity. The transcript is spliced from 15 exons. Bases 97 to 2304 code for a protein of 735 amino acids.
CUUUCGAUUAUGUAUAAAAGGAAGGCAGCCAGAGUUCCCAAAUAACUUUGUCCGGAGGCGAUUCCGCAGCGUCUUCUCUCUGACUCAGGUUUGAAAAUGUCUGCAUCAAGCAUUGAUAAUCCAAACAGAAGAAAGCCACUGGCUUCAUACGUUGGGCGGAAGACGACCCCUUCCAAUAAUUCCAAUGCGGAAGAGAAUGAUGUCCCUGACUUUCAGCAUUUUGGACUCAAUCCUCGAGGACAACCCAAUCUGCAAGAUUCCCUUGAAAUUUGGGGCGUAAAUAUGCAUUCGGAUCCGGAUGAUGUGAACAAGAGACAGCAUCACACGGAGCUCUACAACUCCAAUCAUCUGAUUCUGAGACGUGGACAGCCCUUCCAGAUCACCCUCUCUACAAACCGGGCCUACAAAGAAGGAGAAGACAAGCUCUGGAUUGAGCUUUUGAUUGGUCGCUAUCCAAAUAUUGCUAAAGGAACUUACAUUCCAAUUUACAUGCAAAGCGAGUUGGAGAAAGGAAAAUGGGGAGCCAAAGUGAAGUCUGCCUGGGGAAACAACCUUACCCUUGCAGUCUUGUCUCCUGCAGACUGUAUCGUGGGAAGGUUCAGAAUGUACGUUGCCAUCAUGACCCCUUUUGGAAUCCGCAGAACUGCUCGAGAUAAAACAACUGAUAUCUAUUUCAUCUUUAACCCUUGGUGUGAAGAGGACACUGUGUAUCUCAGUGAUGCGGCUGAAAGAGAGGAGUACAUCUUAAAUGAUAUUGGCUGCAUUUACCAUGGGAAGUUUUCAGAAAUAAUAACCAGAUCUUGGAUUUUUGGACAGUUUGAAAGCGAUAUAUUGAAUGUGUGUAUCUACAUAAUGGACAGAGCCCAGAUGCCUCUGCAGACAAGAGGGUGCCCAAUCAAAGUGUGCCGCGUUGCAUCAGCCAUGAUUAACUCAAAAGAUGAUGGUGGUGUUCUUGUCGGAAAUUGGGACGGGCAGUAUCUUAGCGGAGUGGCUCCCACGGCCUGGAAUAACAGUGUGGAAAUCUUGAUGAAUUAUUUCCAGACCCAUUUCCCUGUGUGUUACGGACAGUGCUGGGUCUUUGCUGCAGUUUUAAACACAGUCCUUCGGUGUGUGGGAAUACCAGCCAGAGUGGUGACAAACUUCUCCUCUGCCCACGAUAAUGAUGGUAAUCUGUGCACUGACAUAAUUCUGGAUACAGAUGGAAAGAAGAUUAUCGAGUUAACCAAGGACUCGAUCUGGAACUACCAUUGCUGGAACGAGGGCUGGAUGUCCAGGCCAGAUCUUCCACCAGGUUAUGGUGGUUGGCAAGCAGUGGAUGCCACACCCCAAGAAACAAGUGAAGGCAUGUAUAGAUGUGGACCUGCGUCUGUUAAGGCUAUAAAACAGGGGAAGGUUUUCCUUCCAUUCGAUGGACCUUUCAUAUAUGCCGAGGUAAACAGUGAUGUUAUAUAUUGGAUCCAACAGCAGGACGGUUCCCUGAUUAAAGGAAACGUGAAGACUGAUGAAGUUGGCAAGUUGAUUCUGACCAAGGAGGUUGGGUCUGAUAUGAGGAACGAUAUAACAGAUCAGUAUAAAUAUCCAGAAGGUAGCCAAGAGGAGAGAUUGUCCCAGGACACAGCCAUCCAGUAUGGAAUUAAGAAAGAGCAAGUUGUAACUGAAAUGCCAACAGAUAUCUCAAUGGAUGUGCAAGUGGCUAAGAACAUUGUAGUGGGCACCGACUUCAAUAUUGACCUGGAGCUCAGAAACAACGGCAGCUCAACACAAAACCUCAGGAUCCAACUCUCUGGCUAUGUUGUGUUCUACACCGGAGUUCCAAAAGUCGAGAUUACCGAUGAGACACUUGAAGUGGAACUGGAACCUAAUCAAGUUCAUCAGGCAUCAAUAAGCAUUGAGUCUCAGGACUACGAGGAUAAACUGGUUGAACAGUCCUCUCUGCAGUUCCUUGUCACUGGAUAUAUUGCUGAGACAGGCCAGAAUUUGGUCACUGAGAAGGUCGUUGUCCUGCAGGUUCCAAAGAUAAAUAUGACGGUUGAAGGAGAAGUAGCCUUCGGGAAACAAGUGACUUUGGUCAUUCAGUUCACAAAUCCUUUCCAAAAGCCCCUGGAGUUUUUGGUUCUCCGCAUUGAUGGACUAGAUUACCUGAAACCCAGUCUAAAGUUAUUCAGCACCCUCGCUGAAAAUGACACCCUGGUAACGAAGGAGACAAUUAAACUGAAGAAACGUGGUCAGUGGAAGGUGAUAGCCAGUCUUGACUGCACUGAGCUCAGGCAGGUUGUCGGUGAGCUGCUAUUAAAUGUCAGUUAAAAGAAGAAGCAUUGAGCAGCUGCAAAUCAGUUUCACCAUGACACACGAGUACAGGGAAUAGGAAAAAGGAGCAAGUUUUCAAUAGUGCUUAAAAGGGAAUUUUCUGCUUUUUUAUUAAUACUGCCAUGCCACUGUAUAAUUUUUUCUAUGGAAUAGUAUUCAGUACUAAAGAAUUUAUCUUUGCUGGUUUUCACCUAUCUGUGUCACAAUAUUUUCAUAUCUUUGCAGUGGCUAUUUUGUGAUAUACUAAGAUGUGUUUAUAAACCAAAGUAAGGUCUAUAGCAAUACACUGCUGUUUCUUUCACGUGGCUUUAGGACCUGAAAGGCAUUUUUUAAAAUCACAUUGCAACUGAAAAAUGUAAUAGUAAACUUGGGUCAAAUAAAAUGCACAUUCAUGGCCGUGACUAUUACCUUGUUGUCUCCUUGCCCCUUGAGAUUGCUUCAUGCCCUUGUCUCCGAGCCAGCUGUGGCUCAGAGGGUAGUGUUGUCACUGAGUCAGAAGGUGUGGGGGCUAGGCUGAGUCACGAGUCUAAUACUGAGGGACGUGAUUUGGGUGAGACACUAAACCAAGCCCCAUCUUCUCCUUGAGACAUGUAAAACACCCUAUUCAGGUCAUGGCAGAGUGGAAGACCUCUGGUUGGGCUACAAGCUGAAAUGCUAGUUCUGGUUCUUCCUCCUGCCAGACCUGCAGACCAUUUAUAGCCUUUCCUGUUCAUUUCAGACUUCAAGCUUCCAUAUUAUUUUGCUUUAGUUAUAAAGGUUUUAUCCAAAUGAACACAUACAUAUCCACAGCAAGCAGCCUGAUCUGAUGGGAGCCCAUAUUGAGAUAUAAGGACUGGCAGAAGAUGCAGACUGUUGGGGUUCCAUGCCAAGAGAACACUUCUCAUAAAUAUCUCAUUAGUAACCACAGAACAUAUUAAUGCUAAAGUUUUAUGGACAGUUCUACUUCUUAAUGCAGUACAUUCAUUCUUUCAAUGUACACAAUUAUUAUUCUGAACGCUGCUAAUAAAGCUAACUUUGGCAUAAACUAA